AAACUAAUCUGUCAAAUAUGUGUGGCAUACUUUUACCGCAGUAAUGAAAGUCGGGAAUAAUGUCGGACUGAGAUUUCUCCCAGUGACAGAAACAGGCGUUUCCGCGGCAGAAGUGAUAUGACAUUCUACUGUUCUGCUUCUGUCACGCGGAGAUGGCAGUGCUGUCAUCCGUGACGCUGUAAUACAGAGAUCAUUUGUUACGUCUCGCGGGAAAUCGCCCAGAUUAUUGUCUGCCAUCCUUUUUUCGCUCCCUCCCCUGCCAAUUGGUAACUUUUCAUUCACGCUUGUCGGGAUUUGUGAUUGUGGCGAGAGUCGCUUCGCUUCGGCGACAUGGCUGAAGCUGAUGCUUCCUCUGCAGGGGAAAAACAUUAUGUGUGAGUGUCAGUGUGUCUGCAUGAGUAGUGGGAUAAAAAAAAAGAGAAUGAAAGUGAGAGAGAGAGAUAGAUAGGGAGAGGGAGAGAGGAAGGAGGAGGGUGGGAAGGUGGAGAGACCUGUUACUGAACUGCAGCUCUCUCCCUGGGAAAGCAAGGAGCUUGGUGCCAGGCGAACACAAGUAUAGCGCCUUUCUUCAGUGACCGACAGAGCUGCACUUCUGAUGUUCCCUAACCCAGUGGACUACUACAAUUUCUUGUGCGCCUUCAAAAGUUAUUUUUUCUUCAUAAGGAGUCCAUACGCCCGAAAGAAAUCCGGCUUGCAUUUAUAGUGAUAUAAAGAACGACUGAAAUUUCAUCAAUGUUUUGAAAACGACGAUAUUCAUACCCAGCAAAACAUGUGGGGAAUACCCAGGACUCGGUACGGGGACUGCAAUGGAUCGCAAGCCAGCGAGGACACCGAGAUCGUUGUGAACAUCGGCGGGGUGAGGCAGGUACUUUACGGGGACGUGUUAAACCGCUAUCCCGAGACCCGGCUGGCAGAGCUGCUCAACUGUUCCCCUGGGAAUGUCGAUGCUAUAUCGUCUCUGUGCGAUGACUACGAUCCGGGUAAAGGGGAGUUUUACUUUGACAGAGAUCCGGACGCUUUUAAAUGUAUCGUCGAGGUGUAUUACUUCGGUGAAGUCCAUAUGAAACGGGGUUUCUGCCCCAUCUGCUUCACUAAGGAGAUGGAAUUCUGGAAAGUCGACCCCAGCUUCCUAGACGAAUGCUGUAAGAGUAACCUCAACGAGAAAGAGGAAGAGUUGGCGGAAAUAGCCGAUAAAGUAAAACUUAUCCUGGAUGACCUACAAGGGGACCCAGCCGCUGGUCGCUGGGAGCGCUGCCAGAAGUUCCUAUGGAAGCUGAUGGAGAAGCCGGAGUCCUCGCUGCCUGCGCGGAUCAUCGCCAUAGUGUCCUUCCUCUUCAUCCUCAUCUCCUCCGUGGUAAUGUGCGUGUCCACCAUCCCAGACGUGCAGGUGGUGGACGCCGAGGGGAAUCACGUGGAGCACCCUACCCUGGAUGCCAUCGAGACGGCGUGCAUCGGCUGGUUCACCGUAGAGUACGUAGUGCGCCUCAUCUCCUCCCCUAACAAAGUGCACUUCGCCCUGUCCUUCAUGAACAUCGUGGACUUCAUGGCUAUCAUGCCGUUCUACGUGGUGCUGACCCUCACCUACCUGGGCGCGGCGAUGAUGGAGCUCGCCAACGUGCAGCAGGCGGUACAGGCGCUGCGCAUCAUGCGCAUCGCCCGCGUCUUCAAGCUGGCGCGCCACUCGUCCGGGCUGCAAACCCUUACCUACGCGCUGAAGAGGAGUUUCAAGGAGCUGGGUUUGCUGCUUAUGUACAUGGGUGUCGGUAUCUUUGUUUUUUCGGCGUUAGGUUAUACUAUGGAGCAGAGCCACCCGGAAACCCUGUUCAAGAGCAUCCCACAGUCUUUUUGGUGGGCCAUAAUCACCAUGACGACCGUUGGCUACGGAGACAUCUACCCCAAGACCACUCUGGGCCGAUGUAACGCCGCCAUCAGUUUCCUUUGCGGGGUGAUCGCUAUCGCGUUGCCUAUACACCCCAUCAUCAACAACUUUGUCAUUUACUACAACAAGCAGAAGGUGCUGGAGACCGCGGCCAAGCAUGAGCUGGAGUUGAUGGAGCUGCAGUCCGACGAGAGGCCCGACAAAGUGCCCCGCAGGUGCCGACGAUCCCCUGAGGCGGAGGGCAUGUGGGGGAGCCCGGUGCCCGUCGCGCUCGGCGACACCUCGAUGCCGCUCCUGACUGACUGUAACAGGACGCGGCUCCAGAGUUGUAAAUGAACGCAAACCCAGCGCUGGGUUAAAGCCCAUCUCUCUGUCCAUGUCGCGCCUUGAACUUGAAGACACUAUUUAAUGUAUUUUGUAAUAAGCCCCGUAGCGUGGAAGGAAGUCGCUUGAGGAAGUUCUUUCCUUUGUUUUUAAAAAUCAUUUAAAACAUCGCUAUUCAUGUAUCAACUGUUGGAUGUUCAUUAAAUGAUUGUUUAAUAAACAACUUGCAUGAAA
This is a messenger RNA of Brienomyrus brachyistius, 2437 nucleotides long. It is a transcript of the gene kcnf1b, whose product is annotated as potassium voltage-gated channel, subfamily F, member 1b. NCBI's taxonomy places the organism in Eukaryota, Metazoa, Chordata, Actinopteri, Osteoglossiformes, Mormyridae. Gene Ontology annotation, molecular function: voltage-gated potassium channel activity. Bases 770 to 2215 code for a protein of 481 amino acids. Gene Ontology annotation, cellular component: membrane; voltage-gated potassium channel complex. The transcript has a single exon. Gene Ontology annotation, biological process: protein homooligomerization; potassium ion transmembrane transport. The record is from RefSeq and is a predicted model, not a curated record.